GGUUGCUCUCGCGGACUGACAGAUGGAGUGGUUGCUGUGACUCGCGCUCGGACUCAAAGCAAAGACAUUUUUUUAUUGAAAAACAGGAGGGAAUCAGUUUUAAUUGAAUCUGCAAUGAGAGGGGAACAGAUCGAGAAUGGAGAGAACUCAACGAACUCGCAGAGUGAAAUCCUGAUGAAGCAGCUGAGGGAGAUCACCGGCAUCCAGGACUCUCAGAUCCUCUGCAGAGCCCUCAAUGCCAGUCAGGGGGACAUCGGCCAUGCCGUCGGGCUGCUGACCAAUCAGCCUGCAGAGCUCCAGGAUCCUGAAGAUCCUCCAGAGCCGUCUGCAGAGGCCUGGGACAAACAGAAAGGACUUCCUAAAGAUGAGCUGCAGACGGCCAUAGAGCUCAGCCUGCAGGAGUCCCAGAAUGCCCAGGAGGAGGAGAGAGAGUUCAACAGGGCUCUGGAGGCUAGCGCUGAGGAGAGCGCAGCGAGGAUGAAGAGGAAGAGGAGUGAAGCUCAGAGUGACAUGUGCAAUCCGGCAGAGUGGAUCCGGCAGGACGAGUGGCCCGUGGGCAUCAGAAACGUGGGGAACACCUGCUGGUUCAGCGCCGUCAUCCAGUCUCUCUUCCACCUGCCCGUGUUCAGGAGGCUGGUUCUCAACUACCAUCUGUCUGAGAGAUUACUGGAGAAGUGUAAGAGCCAUUCUGACAAGAGGAACAUGGCCUUCAUGCAGGAGCUGCGCUGUCUCUUCGCUCUGAUGGUGGGAUCCUCUCGCACGUUUGUGGACCCGUCGGCUGCCGUGGAGCUGCUGAGAGACGCCUUCAGGACCAGCGAGGCCCAGCAGGACGUCAGUGAAUUUUCCCACAAACUGCUGGACUGGCUGGAGGACGCGUUUCAGCUCGCUGCCAAAGAUAAAGUUGAAGACAAACAGAAGAACCCAAUGGUCCAGCUUUUCUACGGUACCUUUGUGACAGAAAGAAGACACGAAGGUAAGACGUUGUGUAACAUCGAGCAGUUUGGACAGUACCCUCUGCAGGUGAACGGCUUCAACAACCUGGACGAGUGUCUGGAGGGAGCGAUGGUGGAGAGAGAGAUCGAGUCUCUGCACGCAGAUCACAGCGUCACGCCUGGACGAGAGAGAUGGUUCAAAAAGUUACCCCCAGUCUUGACAUUCGAGCUGUCGAGAUUUGAGUUCAACACUCAGCUCGGUCGCCCCGAAAAGAUUCACAAGAAACUGGAGUUCCCUCAAAUCAUUUAUAUGGACAGAUAUCUUCACAAAAACAUAAACCAGACCCACGAGAGGAGAGGAGACGUGAAAAAACUGAAGGAUCAACUCGCAGCUCUGCAACAGAAACUUGAGUGCUAUAAGAACUACGGCUCCGGACCCUCGAAGUAUCCUCUGGCCGACAUGUUGCAGUUUAUUCUGGAGUUCGCCACCACCAAACCCUCCAGUGUUUCCCCCGCUGAAGACCUGAGAGCUGCUUCUCCUGCGAGCCUCCUCCCCAAUGAACCCCUCCCCAAAGACAACAGUGAACCCACAGACGCAGAUUCAUCGGAGGAUCCUGUUGCCGGUGUUUCCAGUUGUCAGCGGACCCCGAUCUAUAAACCCUUCACCCAGUGCAGACUCCCCAUAGACUGCCCCCCCCACCCGGCCCCCCACAGCGUCUCUGAGGAGGAGCUGCACUUUGUGAAGAGCUGCCUGCAGCGCUGGAGGACCGAAGUAGAGAACGACAUCAACGAGCUAAAGGCCAGCAUUGAAAGGCUCACUCAGAUGCUUGAGGCCAUGUACACAGACAACAACCUCUGCCAGGUGCCCUACAGACUUCACGCGGUGCUCGUCCACGAAGGCCAGGCGUCAGCAGGUCAUUACUGGGCGUACAUCUACGACCACGCCAACAAGCGCUGGAUGAAGUACAACGACGUGAGCAUCACUGAGUCGUCGUGGGAGGAGCUGGAGAGAGACUCCUUCGGGGGGAUGACCAACGCCAGCGCCUACUGCCUGAUGUACAUCGACGACAGGCUACCAACCCUCACUACAGAAGCCACAGAUGACGAGACAGGCCAGGUUCUUCACGGCAUUGAAUCCCUUCCUCCGGUUCUCCGGCGCUACGUCAGCGAGGAUAACCGCUGGUUCCAGCAGGAGCUCAGCGAGUGGGAGGAGCAGUUCUGCCAGACGGCGGCUCCACAGGGAGGAUCCACUGACCCCCGUCCAAAUGAGAAACUCCAGACUGCAGUGGAGCCGGCACCUCAGUCAGGACCGUCUGAAGAAGAGCUGGAAGAGGAGGAGGCUUCUUCAGAACCACAACCGGACCCAGAAGCAGAGGAAGAUCCUGAGCCCGAUCCCAGAGAGAAGCCUGAAGAAGAAUCAGAGGUAUCACCCCCACCUCCACAGAUCGACAGCAGCAGUGAAGCCGUCACUGACACCCUGGAUCCCAGCCAGAGCCCCAACCAAUCAGAGAAGGAGCUUCAGAGUCAGACUCAUGACUCAGCGCUCAUUAACCCGACGCCCUCUGACCUCCAUGUGGAGAGGGACGACACUCAGACGGCAGCCCGAGUUCCUCACACUGCAGGCGGGUCAGAGGCCUCCAGAGAGACCCCUGAAGAGGAGGAGGAGGAGGAGGAGGAGGAGGAGCAGCAGGAGGUCCCGGUCAGAGAGAACGUAGUCUCCGAGGUGGAGAUCCCCAACGUGGGCCGGAUCAUGGUGAGAGCCGACGCUGACGGAUACAACGAGGAGAUGAUGCUGACUCCGGCGAUGCAGGGCGUGAUUUUAGCGAUCGCCAAGGCCCGACAGAUCUUCGAUAAGGAAGGCCCUGAGGCCGGACUCAUCAAGGCUUUCCAUGAGGAGUACUCCCGGCUGUUCGAGCUCUCCCAGGAGGAGACGACCCCCUCGGAGGACGUGCGCCUGCAGCACUCUCUGGUCUACUUCUUCCAGAACAAAGCGCCAAACCGUAUCAUCGAGAGGACGCUGCUGGAGCAGUUCACCGACCGCAACCUGAGCUUCGACGAGAGAGCCAUCAGCAUCAUGAGGGAAGCUCGAACCAAGCUGCGCCUCAUCAAGCCCGAGGACAUGGACAUGGACGAGUACCUGCAGUGGCACGAUGACUACAGGCUCUUCAGGACGGUGUUCGUCUACCUGCUGACCGGACUGGAGCACUACCAACACGGGAAGAUGCGAGAGGCUCUGAUUUUCCUCGCUCACGCCUACGAGACGAACAGCGGGCUGCUGGUGCACGGAGAGAGGCGGGGCUUAGAGAAAUCUCUCAUCUCCGUCUACAGGAGGAAAUGUCUCACUGCGAUGAAUGACAGUGCGUCCCAGCUGUUCUGCAGUGGGGAUCAGCACAGUGUGGAGGAGGGUGUUUCCAUCAUGGAGGAGGCUGUGAUCCCCUGCCUUCACCUGAUGAGUCGAGAGCAGAGUCCGACCCGAGAAGACAGGGACGCCAUGGAGAGCAUCCGGAGCCACUGGUGCUGCUGCCUGGGGAGAGACAUGGAGGACUCCUUGCAGGAGAAGCUGGGGGAGUUUCUGCCGCGGGUUCUGGACGGUUCUGCUGAGAGGAUCGUUCUCAAAGACCCCCCCAAAGUCCCGGUGACGCCGGCCCACGACCUGUGCAGCCGCCUGGCCGCCGUCAUGGAGUCUCUGCACAAAACCUCCGUCGUCAGCGUUAAGUAAAACCCUCAAUUCAUCCCCAAAAUAAGAACUCCUUUAAUCGAGGGUCCGACCGGUGUAUCUGCUGGUUUCGCACGGCUAGCUGUAAGCUCCAGUGGUGGAAAGUAAUGGUACACAUGUGGGUUACUUUUAUAUAUGUAUUUUCUUCCUGUGGCACUUUAUACUUGUACUACACUACAUCCAAGAAAGAAAUAUGGUACAUUUUAGUCCACUGUGUAAAUUACACUGCUUAUAUUACUUUCAUUUUAAGUUACGAAACAUACAAAGAACUUUUAAAAAUAUAUAUGUUUUGAUGUUGAUUAAACUGUCCAGCAUUGUGUUUAAAUACACCCAGAAACACUAGCAAUUCACAAACCAAAAACAUUUCAUAUUUCAUUUUGAUCAAAUGUGAGGAUUUACCAGAUUAUUCAAAAUAAGUCAUUUAAGAAUUUUGACUUUCUUUCUGUAAUGAGUACUUUUACUUCACACACUUUGAGUACAUUUUCCUGACGCUAUAAUACUUCUACUUAAGUAACAUUCUCAAUGUGGUACUUUUACUUGUAGUGGAGUAUUAAGUAAUGGAUCAGAAUACUUCUUCCACCACUGAUAGGCUCUCUUUUUGGGGUUAGAUAGGGUUAGGAAACAUGAAUGCAGCCCCAAGCCUGUUGAAAUACACAAACAGAAGUCCUUAAAGCAGCAGCAUGUUUUGCAAAAGUAGCACACUAUCAUGUCGAAGAACUGGUGAAAGUAUGUAUUAGUUUUUACCAGAUAUGAGUUUAAAUACUGGCACUGAACUGAGUAGGAAGUGAGUGGAUUGGUAGGAUUUGUGUGAACGCACAUUAAGGCCUUUAGACGGGGCUAAAAAAACACUAGUUUAUUACUGCACGGUAACAGAUGCUUUUAUAAUUAAAUCUAUGUUUUAUAUAACGUUACCAGGACAUUUUAGGUGAAACUAGAAAGAAACAUAUCCACAGAUCUAUUAUGCAAAAAGAAAAUGAUGGAGGUUAAUCUGUGCACUAGAGCUACUGGACCUCUGUUGUUAACCAUGUAAAGCCUUUGAGAGGAAACACAUGGGACAAGAGAGGAAGUGCUUUCUGUCUGGUGUCACUUGUACUCUGUGAUGAUACUCAAUAAAUGUUUUAAAUACUC
Messenger RNA from Trematomus bernacchii (emerald rockcod), 4776 nucleotides. It is a transcript of the gene usp28, whose product is annotated as ubiquitin specific peptidase 28. The transcript is spliced from 26 exons. The record is from RefSeq and is a predicted model, not a curated record. Gene Ontology annotation, biological process: DNA damage checkpoint signaling; regulation of protein stability; protein deubiquitination. Gene Ontology annotation, cellular component: cytosol; nucleus. Bases 115 to 3651 code for a protein of 1178 amino acids. Gene Ontology annotation, molecular function: cysteine-type endopeptidase activity; protein binding; cysteine-type deubiquitinase activity. NCBI's taxonomy places the organism in Eukaryota, Metazoa, Chordata, Actinopteri, Perciformes, Nototheniidae.